AUGUUCUCUACCUUGACCAUCACAGGCGUCGACAUUCCCAGCGCUAUCACACUAUCCAGAGAAGAAGACUUCCCGUCUCAUCAGUUUCAGUUCAGAGUGGGAGAGUGCAAGAGGAAGCCAACAUGGCGCUCAUCCCAAGUACCCGAGGGUACUGGCCAUUUGUCUUUGAGGCUAGGGGAACGCAUCUCGCGAGGGAGAAGUGCAGUAACGUACACGGUAGAAGUUAUAUCCUCUGAAUCUGGGGUGGCUGGGGCUGCACCAACACGUCCACUCCCCGUGGAUCAACAGCUAUGCAUCAAGGUAGCACGGUCCAACCGCUGUCGCACGCUGGCGCGAGAAGCAUGGUUUUACAACCAGCUCCGUGAUCGCACACCGUGGCGAAAACCGCGAGAGCCUGACCAGGCUGUUGCUGAUGAUGAAAAACAACUGCAGGGUGUCAUCGCUCCCCGCUUCUACGGCUUUUUUGCAGCCCCCAUAUCUCCGGGACUGGCGUCCUUUCCACCUUGGUCUAGUCAAGAUUUCGAGCUGAUGCAUGCACCGGACGUCGGCUUCGGUACUGUGGCGGAUGACCCAGACCAUGACGACCGUUUACCGGCUGACGGACCCCUUCCAGAACUGCGCAGCUUGAAUGGUGUGCAGUGUUUGGGAGGCAAAGAAUGCUCAAAGUGGGAUCAAUGGAGUCCCGACCCUAACGCGCCCCUCUUGACCGUCAUCGUCAUGGCGCGCGGAGGUUCUACCUACACAUACGACGAUCACUUGGAUGAAACUAUAGCAGAAGACGUUCGCGAGAUUCUGGACGACCUAUCUGAGGCUCUCAUCCUGCAUGGUGACUUGCGUCCCGCCAACCUGGUGCGCGCUCCUACCAGUACAGUGCUCUGCAAACGGCAUCAACGUAUUCAUCAAUGGAAUUUGAUCGACUUCGCCUGGUCCCUCCGCGACGACUAUGGCAACCUCAAACAGAAGCGGAAAGACGGCACAAAGCAGAGUAGAGAUGUCAUUAAGAGGCGAGUUGCUCGGAUAAGGCAUGUGGUUCAUGAAUUGCAACUAUUUGGUCUCGAACACCACAAUUUCGACUUCUGAGUGGUGAUUUAUAUAAAUAUGUAAC
Messenger RNA from Coniophora puteana RWD-64-598 SS2, 1105 nucleotides. RefSeq lists its product as uncharacterized. Lineage: Eukaryota; Fungi; Basidiomycota; Agaricomycetes; Boletales; Coniophoraceae. The record is from RefSeq and is a predicted model, not a curated record. The coding region runs from base 1 to 1080 and encodes 359 amino acids. The transcript is spliced from 2 exons.